Molecule: messenger RNA, 1089 nt
Organism: Beta vulgaris subsp. vulgaris (sugar beet)
Lineage: Eukaryota; Viridiplantae; Streptophyta; Magnoliopsida; Caryophyllales; Amaranthaceae
Product: 60S ribosomal protein L7a-2
Exons: 7
Coding region: 112-885 (257 amino acids)
Biological process (GO): ribosome biogenesis
Cellular component (GO): ribonucleoprotein complex
Source: RefSeq, a predicted model, not a curated record
CUAGGGUUUUGCUCUCCCUCCGUCAUUGAAUAUAAAGCCCUUUGGUUCUUCACCCUAAACGUUCAGCAGCCUUAUUUUUUUUCCUUCACUCUCUCUCUCUACAUUUCGGAAAUGGCUCCCAAAAGAGGUGUGAAGACUGUUGCUUCAAAAAAGAAGCCUGAGAAGGCUACAAACCCUUUGUUUGAGAAGCGACCCAAGCAAUUUGGAAUUGGUGGUGCUCUUCCACCAAAGAAGGAUCUCACCAGAUUCAUCAAGUGGCCCCGUGUUGUUCAAAUUCAGAGGAAGAGAAGGAUUUUGAAGCAGCGUUUGAAGGUUCCUCCAGCUAUCAAUCAGUUCACCAAGGCACUUGACAAGAACCUUGCAUCAAACCUUUUCAAGUUGUUGCUCAAAUACAGACCUGAGGACAAGGCUGAGAAGAAGGAAAGGAUUUUGAAAGCCGCUCAAGCAGAAGCUGAGGGCAAGAAGCCAGAGCUCAAGAAGCCUGUUGUUGUGAAAUACGGUCUUAACCACAUCACUUACUUGAUUGAGCAGGGUAAGGCCCAGUUGGUGGUCAUCGCCCAUGAUGUCGACCCAAUUGAGCUCGUAGUUUGGCUUCCUGCUUUGUGCCGUAAGAUGGAAGUUCCAUACUGCAUUGUGAAGGGAAAGGCUCGUCUUGGAACGGUUGUCCACAAAAAGACUGCAGCUGCUCUUUGCUUGACUAAUGUGAAGAAUGAGGACAAAAUGGAGUUCAGCAGAAUUGUCGAGGCAGUCAAGGCUAACUUCAACGACAAGUACGAUGAACACAGAAAGAAGUGGGGAGGUGGAAUCAUGGGUUCCAAAUCUCAGGCUAAGAUGAAGGCCAGGGAGAGGGUUUUGGCAAAGGAGGCUGCUCAGAGAAUGAAUUAGUUUCGAGAACUACAUAUUCUCAGCAUUAAAGAGCUCCUAGAUAUUAAUGCUUAGUGUUUUUUGUUCGAUUGUAAUUUUCCGACAUCAGAAAUCGAUAACUUAGUUUAUUCUGUUGAAGUACUUGUAUGGAGUUGUUUUGGUAGUGAAUUUUGAAAUUUACCUCCUUAAAUUUUAUGAAAACAUAUGAUGCGUUGAGUAUGAGAA